Messenger RNA from Orycteropus afer afer, 1031 nucleotides. RefSeq names its product olfactory receptor 11G2-like. Bases 96 to 1031 code for a protein of 311 amino acids. Lineage: Eukaryota; Metazoa; Chordata; Mammalia; Tubulidentata; Orycteropodidae. The record is from RefSeq and is a predicted model, not a curated record. Gene Ontology annotation, molecular function: G protein-coupled receptor activity; olfactory receptor activity. Gene Ontology annotation, biological process: G protein-coupled receptor signaling pathway. The transcript has a single exon. Gene Ontology annotation, cellular component: membrane.
UUUCUUCCUCAAUAUGCUUUAAAUAUAUAUCUGAGUUCCCAUCUGUCUUUACAUUAUUAUUCAGUAUUUGUUACUCCUUUUCAGCUCACAAACACAUGAAAAUCUUCAACAUUCCCAACAACUCCAGCACCAUCACUGGCUUCAUCCUCCUGGGCUUCCCUUGCCCCAUGGAGGGUCAGGUCCUCCUCUUUGUGCUCUUCUGUAUUGUCUACCUCCUGACCCUCAUGGGGAAUGGUUCUAUCAUCUGUGCUGUGCGCUGGGAUCAGAGACUCCACACCCCCAUGUACAUCCUGCUUUCCAACUUCUCUUUCCUGGAGAUCUGGUAUGUCACCUCCACUGUCCCUAACAUGUUGGCCAACUUCCUUUCUGAGACCAAAGUCAUCUCCUUCUCUGGGUGCUUUCUCCAGUUCUAUUUUUUCUUCUCCCUGGGUUCCACAGAAUGUUUUUUUUUGGGAGUUAUGGCAUUUGAUCGAUACCUUGCAAUCUGCCGGCCUCUACACUAUCCAACCAUUAUGACUGGACGUCUCUGCACAAUUCUUGUGGCCAAUUGCUGGAUAAUUGGUUUUCUCUGGUUCUUGAUUCCUAUUAUCAUCAUUUCCCAGAUGUCCUUCUGUGGAUCCAGGAUUAUUGAUCAUUUUCUUUGUGACCCUGGUCCUCUUCUAGCACUCACCUGUAAAAAAGCUCCUGUAAUAGAGCUUGUCUUCUCCACCUUAAGUCCUCUGCCCCUCAUUAUUCCCUUUAUGUUCAUCAUGGGAUCCUACACUCUAGUCCUAAAAGCUGUACUAAGGGUCCCUUCAGCACCUGGGCGAAGAAAAGCCUUUUCUACCUGUGGGUCUCAUCUGGCUGUGGUUUCACUUUUCUAUGGCUCAGUACUGGUCAUGUAUGGGAGCCCAACAUCUGAGCAUGAAGCUGGAAUGCAGAAAAUUGUGACACUGUUUUAUUCUGUCAUGACCCCACUCCUUAACCCUGUGAUAUACAGUCUUAGGAACAAAGAAAUGAAAAGAGCUCUGCAGAAAAUUCUGGGAAUAUGA